Molecule: messenger RNA, 702 nt
Organism: Drosophila montana
Lineage: Eukaryota; Metazoa; Arthropoda; Insecta; Diptera; Drosophilidae
Exons: 2
Coding region: 1-702 (233 amino acids)
Source: RefSeq, a predicted model, not a curated record
AUGCCUGUGCAAGAGGGACAACAGCAACAAGAGCAACAGCAGCAGCAGCUUAAUAUCCAAUUGGGUGUUCCAAUUGGAACAUCAACAAUUGAAACAAAGGCAACAUGCUCAACACCGGCUAAAAUGCCAACUGAUGCACAAGCUCAAUUAGCGCAUUACAAGCGUUUAAUUGCCCAGCUUGAGUCCGAUCAAGUGAAUGAAACAACUUCACAAAAACUCAAUAAUUACAAUCCGAAUCACUCUUCUAGUGAGCUAUUCGUUGACAUUGAGGGCAGCGAUGGUAUAUCAUCAACAAUGGAUGCAGCCCAACAGCUUCUAAUGACUGCAUCCUUACAUCCUGUCCCAACUACAGCAGCAACAGCAACAACAAUAGAUCCACCUAAUAAAAUUAUAUGCAUAAGCAGUGAUUCCAGUUCGACUGGUAACACAUCCAGUAAUGGUUGUUUAGACAGCAAUAUUGCUACUACCUCAACAACUGGCGCUAUGCACUAUAAAUUGCUCCAUCAAUCAGGCAAAAAUGCUAAAACAAUUCGUCGUAAAAAUACGCGUAAAAUCAAUCGCCAAACUUCGUCAACUUCUCGAUCCAUACAACAGGAUGCAUCUCGAAGCAAGCAAAUUGCAAAUCGAAACACUCAGUCCAUCCAUCACAACCAUCUGCAGCAACAGCAGCAGCAGCUGCAGCAGCAACAACACCAUCAAUAG